ACUGCAAUACACGUGGUGUGUCGCAUGACCGCUCUGAAAGGGGGCUCUAUAAAACCAUGGACACGUCCCUGAUAAAACCAGCCAAGCAUGAAUUAUGCCCAAACAACAUGAGGGAACAUUAGAAAGUGCACGUGUAAUGAAGCAUGGUUGAUAAAUAUCGGUCGUCAAACCAUAGAGCUAGACGAGCCUGGCCUUAUUUCCUGGGUUAGCUGUAUAGGAAUGGGAUUUGAAAAUUCGGCUUGAUGAACACCAGACAGUCUUGCAGAUGAUCUUUCAUUUCACGUUUUAAUGAGGCAAUCCAUAGUCAAUAUGCCCAGAGUCAAGACUACAACGGAGCAAUUUGAUAUCCGCCACUGCUACGACUACUAAAGUUUCUGAAUGGUAAUUGACGAAGCCAGUGAUUACGUGAGUGGUAUCAGUGUCCUCUAAUCAUCUUAGCCAUCGCAGGUGUUCGGUAAAAUCGAAAGAUUAGAUAACGAAACAAAUCGGUAAGCCAACAGCUUAUUUCUUUGCUUUUUGAGGUGCAUGGAUAAACGACGUUGGCUCGAUACACAGCCAUGAAUGAGAGAUUAGGAGAUCGAUUUCGUAACAUAUUCGUGAUUAUUUUGGUGGUACUCUUCGGGUCGGGAUCAUGGUUGGCCAUCAAUGGAUUAUGGGUGGAACUGCCCCUCAUGGUAGCACUCGGAAUCCCGGAAGGAUACAAUCUUGCCUCCUACCUGGUCAUCAUCAUCCAGUUAGCGAACGUUGGACCUCUUUCGUUCACGGCCUUCAGCUACUUCGUGAAGGGAAACAAGCUUGAGAUCCCCACCAUAUACUUGAGUUUGUCAGCUGGAGUAUUUGCAUGUCUUCUUCUUGUAUUCUUCUGGAAUGCGACGACUGUUUGGGGAGUGUUUGGAGAACCACGCAGUACUGCUUUGAUAUGCCUGUCUUUCGUCCUAGCUCUGGUGAACUGCACAUCCUCGGUGACAUUCAUCCCGUUCAUGGUCAAACUGAAAAGCUCGUACAUGACAUGGUUUUUCGUUGGUCAGGGUUUUAGUGCAUUGGCACCAAGCUUGGUAGCCCUCGGGCAAGGCGUUGGCAAGCAGGUGUGCGUCGCCAAUUACACUUACCUCUCAACUGGCGACAAUUGCACAUCAUGGAUGUCGCAAACGCAACCGGCUAAAUUCCCACCAGAGACCUUCUUUUCGUUCCUCUGCGCAUCCAUGUUUCUGUCCUUCGCAGCCUUCCUUUUCCUGCACAUUCUUCCUUCUUCCAAGAAGGAGUACGCUCAGCAAGAUGCCGAGACACAGUCAUCCUCUGAAAAAUACAACGAGUCAAGGUCUAGCGAGACCAACUUCAACAAAGAGGACAGUACGGAAAAACAGAAGUCUUCAGACAGACUAGAAGAUGAAAAUUCUGAGCAACGCCAAGGCUAUUCUAAAGGAGAAUAUGCCAUUUUAUUUGUCAUUCUUGCCAUUACCAAUGCCUUAAGCAACAGUGUUCUUCCGUCCAUCCAGAGCUUUUCUUGUGGUGCCUACGGCUUCAAUGCUUAUCUUCUAGCGGCUACAUUGGGCCAGGUAGCCAAUCCUUUAGCUUGCUUCAUCGUCAUGUUCUUCCCACAGACGAGUCUGGUCUUGGUAGCAGGGACCUGUCUUUUAGGACUCCUGAUGGGAGGUUAUUGCAUGGCCACCGCUUUACUGAGUCCAGCUCCACCCCUACAGGAAGAGAUAUCAGGAGUCGCUCUUGUGGUGAUAGCUUGGAUCCUAGCAGGCGGUCUCUUUGCUCACGUGAAGGCGACCAUCGGGUUUAUCCUCCGUAACCAGCCCCAUAACCAUCGACUGCUGACAUGGUACGGUAUCGUCACCCAACUUGGCUCAUUGACAGGCGCCCUCAUCAUCUUUCCCUUUGUCAACGUCCUGUCUGCGUUUGUACCGUACUACAGCGAUCCCUGUCAAGGAUAUCCCAUCUGCGAGCCGUCAUAGCAUUUGAAUUGCUAUUGUGUUUGAGCAUUUCUGAGCAGCUAGGCUUUGGACGAUACCAAAGUUAGCAGUGCGGAAGAAGCGUCAUUGUUAUUGUCGAGUACAUAUAUGGUUUGAUGUGCUAUUUAAGGGCGUUCUUUGACCACAGUAGUGGCUUCAGAGUUCGGAAUGCAAAAAGGAACUGUCUAUGAUACAAAAUCAAGUUGACUUCAUGGGAAUAUGAUUAGACAAGCAACGUACAUUAGAAGUGAGAACAAAGCAUCAAUUUGGUAGACUUGUUACAUUUUGAUCAAAUGCCAAGGACUGAUGGGAGCUCACAACAUAUACGCGGUCUUUAUCUCUUUUUCCCCACUUUUUGAGAAGUUAAUUUGGAGUAACAAUGUGUGUUUUCUUAAAUUUUAGAAUGAACUUGGAAACCUCUCUGUGACAUUUCGGUGAUCAAUGAAACUCACAUUAUAGUUAUAUAAGUCAUGCUACAAGCGCGUAUCUUCAAUACACUGUAUUUUUUAAGAGAGCGAAUAGCUCAGGUAAAGAGCGGCAUAAUGAUGUCUUAUUACAAGGAGGUUAUCUUAAUUCGGGCACGUAAAUCAAUUCGACAGCAGUUAGACACAUCUGCGCAUUCUUCGAAACAAUUACAAAAUUAUUCGGCUGAACUAUUCUUUCGAGGCACUCUGGUCCAUAAUGGAUUGGCAAUUAACAUGCAAGGGUCCGUUGAAUAAGGACUUACAAUUCAUGCCAUUAUGGUAACUACCAUGGAAACCUUGAUUCUGAUUGGCUGCUGAGCCCUGUUACCAUGGUAGUUAUAGCACUGAGGCAAAGUCACAAUAGUUGUAGCUUUUUAUGAAACGGGUUCCAGAUUUGCUCAAGUUCGACUACCCAGCAAGGUAAAUAUUAAUUUAUUGAUAAGAUAUAUAUACAAAAUGGGACAUGGUAUGUAUAUUUAAUAUCGUGGCAUGUCAUCAAACAAACAAUAAUUUAGGUCCAUAAACAUUUCAUUGAACUGGUAUAUAUGAUUUCAAAGCUUAAUGUUAUUUGAGUCUCAUAGUAAUCGUCUUACUCUUUGUGAAAAUAAUGUAGAAAACAAUGACUGUAUUUCAUUACCUUUUUAGCUUUCCUCUAAAUGGAUUGAAAUUGAUAUAAUUUGUGCUUAUAUAAAAUGUCAUUAUUUCUAACCGAGGCUAUAAAUCACUGAAAGUUACUUUCCUCGUUUUCUCCGUGUAAUAGACGUCGGCGGGAGUUUCUUGUCAUAUAUAAUUAAGAAUAUUGAUGUGCAAAAUAUCUUCUGUGUGAGAAGAUGGACCCUGUUUGAAUAAUAAUCAUGCUUAUCACCCUUUUCAAUAUAAUCAUUGCCUCAGAAACUGUAACAUGAUUUUUUUAUGUCUUAGAUUGUGUAUACGUGAAUUGUCGUUUGUUUGUUAAAAUCACAGGAUGACUAGAAAUACAUAAAAACGUUUUAACAUCAUUUAUUCGAAUAAAAUAAAACAAUCUACUUUUAAAAAAUGGAGUCGAAUGAUUUGUUUUACCAGUCUGCCAAGGAAGAAUGAAUGCUGUAAGUAACCGGAGGACCGAACGCUUUAGGUCACCUCCGAGGGACUUAAAGGCAUAAGUUAACGUUAUAGACAUGUAAUUUAAAAAACCAAAGGAGAGAUGAAAUGUGUACAUGGGUGCCUUUCUAUCAACCUAAAAACUCUGAAACCAACAAAAAAAUCAAAAGAAAUGCUUUUGAUACGUUAUAAUUGAAGAUUUUGUGUAAUUUCUAUCGUGCCGAUAAUAAUAGAACACAUGAGUGGUAAGUGUAUGUGAUGAAAAUAAGAUCGUGUUUCCGGUCACUUUAUAUUUUACUAUUUUGAAGCACUAAAUAAUUAUUUUCGGACGCGAUUUUUCUUGGCUUCAAUUUUGUAACAUAUCACAGACACAGAUGACAAGAGGGACCUUGCAGCUCAGAUUUGUUUAAAGUCAAAUCAAUGUUAGCCUUCAAAAGUCCAUCUUUAAAAGUUAUUAAAUUUCAUUCGUUCAUAUCCAUUUUCAUUGUUUACAACGGGUUUCGUUCAUCUUGGUAUGCAGAUAAUUAUUUUAAGUAAUAAAACAUAUAGCAAAUUUCAAAGUACAAAAAUUAUAGUCAAAAUGAUUAUACAAACAGGUUGGAAAUGAAGGAGGCUGCUAAAAAAGCGGAGCGGAGCCUCCUAUAUAGUAUAGACCCCCACCCCCUCCCCCCCCCCAAAAAAAAAGACAACUUGAUCAUAAACCUAUUAAAAGUAUAUUUAGGGGGAAAAUGAAAAUAAGAGCAAAUGAAUAGGAGAGAGAUGAAAGGUCUCCAGAAUCUUGUCCUCAGCAAACACAACGAUUCUCACUGAUCGACAGGACAACGGAACGGAUUCAAAAAUGUACGUAAAGAAAUCCAUGCUAUAUCCGAAAGCAUGAUUGUUUGAGAGAUGAAGAGUCAAAUCAAUCAUUAAUAUAAUUUGGAGGAAGAGAUUGGGCUUGGGGAUUUAAAAAAAUUGUCAGGGUUCCUCGGGAAUUGUGACAAUUGAUGUUGAACAAAGUUAAGAUUAGUUAUUCAUUACCACUUACAUAGGAACUUUAUUUUUUGAUAAGUUAGGCCUAUACUGUGCAUAAGAUGAUUGAAUGCGGGAGCGGAGCGACCGCGCGAGAAAUUUUGCGUUUUUAGAAUGCAAAAUUAGGCUAAUUUAAGGACUCUGACUGCAUUCAAAGAUGACUCAACGCAUUAAAAAUAGUAUUAUUCAAUUGAAGAUUAAACAUUUGGUUGUCUUGAAAAGUGGGAGAUGAUUGUACAUGCCACCCUCCUCCGAAAAGUGGGGAUAUAUCCCCAUCCCCGGGAUUAACGUCCGUAACCCCCCCCCCCCCCCCCCUUGGGAAAAGAAAGCGACAGUUGUAAAUACAAUCAUCGCCCCUCUUCAUAUAUUGGACAAACUGAAUAUGAUUAAAUAACAAGAAUUCAUAUAACCUUUUCUUUUUCUAUGUUAAUCGUGGCAUUAAUAUUGACACGUUUCAAGAACUAUCUGAUAAGGCUUAUAGUUCACCAUGCUAAAUCAGGACAAUUUUAUUUAUCAGAAAUGAAUUUAAAUGGAAAAGAUUGGAUGGAAAUUGAAAGGCGAGGAAUGAAUCAAUGAAAGAGUAGGGUGAUGUUUCGUAAGAUAAUUAGAAGUCCUUCGAAUUAAAGAUAACGAUAAAAUGUGAUGACUUGGAGGAUAAGAAGAGUGGAUUUCAAUACGUCACAAAGAGCGCGAAAAGUACGCGCGUGCGCAAUAAAGCUUGGCAACGCGAUGACGUAAUAAGAUUUUAAGACAAUAAGAAUACUUGAAUUGUCAAUCUAUUAUAGCAAGAGUGUAAUUUAGAUCGUGAAAUUUAUAUGUAAUUUAAACUAGGCUCAGGGACAGAUUAAUAAAACUAGCAAAUAUUUCCAUGUUAUGGAAAUAAAGGGUUCACCUAAAUCUAUUAGCACAACCAGUCGAUUGUGCUAUCAGUAUAAUCCAAGUGAAAUACCACCAAAGUUUCAUUUUCAUCAGCUUCCCUCAAUCGAACUCGAGAAGGAAGCUAAACUCUCUCCAAGACAAUUUCCGAUCGAGCCCCAAGGACCGAAACGGCACUGGGAGGCUGGCUGGGAUCAGGGAAUGAGAUGCAACAUUAGGUAAAAUUUAUUUUCUGAAUAUCA
Messenger RNA from Lytechinus pictus (painted urchin), 5631 nucleotides. Its product is annotated as solute carrier family 52, riboflavin transporter, member 3-A-like. Gene Ontology annotation, cellular component: plasma membrane. The record is from RefSeq and is a predicted model, not a curated record. Gene Ontology annotation, molecular function: riboflavin transmembrane transporter activity. The transcript has 3 exons. NCBI's taxonomy places the organism in Eukaryota, Metazoa, Echinodermata, Echinoidea, Temnopleuroida, Toxopneustidae. The coding region runs from base 558 to 1961 and encodes 467 amino acids. Gene Ontology annotation, biological process: riboflavin transport.